AAGACGGGUUUGUGGUCACCAGAGGCUCCGGAGGGAAGGCUCGCCACUCCCACUUCCCGCUUCCCCAUUGCCCACCCCCGUCCCAGCGGUUAGACGGAAAAGGGAGAUAUGCCAAGUAGUUGCCAGGCACUGUGCAGGCAGGCAAGGGACUCAAAAUACUGGGGCAAAGCGGUGGUACAAAGGCCUACUAGGGAGGACUGGAUCAGCUCAGUGCACUCACUGCAGAGGAGGAAGUGAGGCAGAGAAAGAGGUGGCAAGUGAAAGGUGUACAAUGAGGCACAGACGAGCAGCAGAGGAGCAGUGGCCCGUGGCCAGGACACUCAGAGACUUGGAGAACUCCGAGAACAGGCUGCAGAGAGCAAGGAUAAGCCGAAUGUGAGAGGCAGAAACAGCAAGAAAAUGGGGCAUCGAGGAAGACGGAGGUGAUAAGGUAAAAGAACCAGGACACACCUUAUGCUUAGAGGGUCAGGCCCCAGGUGCCAGAUCAGGUGUUCCACCGGGGAAGCUAAGGUGAUGAGCAGAAAGUGUCCAGGGGCCUGGUGUGAAAUUACAGGCGCUGGGAGACAAUGGCUGGGGUCAGAGAGGCACAGGGAACAGAGCCCAGUGAGUGCAAGCAGAGGCCAAUCUGCAGAGUUGGGAGCAGGCCGGGAAGUCCAGAGAGGGGAAAGCCAGGCAGAGACCCUCCCCUAGAAUUGAAGCUGUGGGCUCUACCAUGAGGGACAGGGGGAUAUUCGGGAAGGAGCUGGAAGCACGAGUUGGAACAGUGUAGGGAGUAGAGAAGGACCUUUUGCGUGAGUCUGGAGUAAGCAGGCCUGCAAGACACUGUGUCCAGGCAUUCUGUUGCCUCUAUUUCAAAGUAGCUCAGUAUAGCCACAUGGCUUUUUGGGUUGCCUGGCUUAGGAGGGAAAUCCCCGUGCAGACUCUUGCCUCCUGCCAUUCAGAGUCAGAUGAAGCCCCUUAGAGGGUUCUUUCUGGGACCCAGCCAACCCCAUUCAUUGCUUCCUUGGCCCCUUCCUGGUCCUAGGGCUGCAUGUUAGCCUGAUUGUGACAUGAGAGCAAGACUUAGCUCACAGAGCUCACUGCCAUUUCUUGCAAGGUUGCACCUACCUGCCCAGGCCCUGAGCCUGAAGCUAUCAGGGCCCUGGAGAGAAAAGCCACACAAAGACAGCAGGUGCUGACUCAGACUGUCAGGAUGCAGGGUGGAAAAGACUUUAGAGAAGGUCUGGAAUCGUCGUCUGACCACAUUGAAACUGGGGCCCAGUGAAGGUAGGAGAGGAGCCCCCAGUGCUGCAUCUGAACAUAGGUGGGCUGCAUGCUGCUGCUCACUCGGCGCUGUUCCUGGGACCCCAGCCUGCCAGAUCUACCUCACAACCUCCUAGGAGUAGGAGGUAUUUACUCUUGGGAGUCAUCCUACCGGGUUCUUCCAGCUGAGACUGCGACAGUGUGAAAAGGAAGCCCUCCUGGAUUUCCUGAGGGAGUACUGGUCCACUUUUUCUUCAGAUCUCCCCAUCAGUUUGACUCUCUCAAAGGUUAUAAUCUGCUUUGUUCCAUCCUCAACUGCAAGCACCAAGAGAGCAAGAUGCCUUUUUGAGAAACUGGAAUCUGGAAGAGUGGCCGAGUUAGUAAUGCCCAGAGCUGAGACCAGAAGCCAAGUUUGUAUUCCUUCUACUUCCCAUCCAAGGAAUACCAGAAAUUGGAAAAGUCACAUAAGCAACCUUAAAGCUGGGGCACCAUCCCAGAGCUCAGCAAGACCCUGGGAAAGGGACACAUAGGAUUUACAAUCCCUGAAUAACAGCCCUUGAAAAGGGAGGAGAUGGAGAACGGAGGAAUGCAAGUGCAGAAGGAGGAGCCAGAAGCCACUCACAAGGUGGAGUGCAGCUGAGCAGGCAGAGCUCCAUUCCUGUCAUGUCUCCUGCUUCUUCCCAGUCACCAAGGCCGAGCCUGGAGCUACCUCCUGCCAGAAAGACCAUAAGAGCUCCUGAGCCCAUGGCUGCCUAGCCUGGGACUCUGUCCACAGAGGAGCCCAGUCUUGAAGGCUGGUGGUACGAGCCUGUCCAAGAGACUGCAACAGAAGCUCCCCCACGAAAUUGAGAAGCCUGGGCCUGGGCUCGCCAUCCCAGGGUUGUGGACUAGGAUGGGGGAUGGGCCUGUGACAGGAGGUGCCCUGGGUGUCCUCUUUCGGCCCCAUGGAGUCCUCACCCAUCCCCCAGUCAUCAGGGAACUCUUCCACUUUGGGAAGGGUUCCUCAAACUCCAGGUCCCUCCACUGCCAGUGGGGUCCCGGAGGUGGGCCUGCGGGACAUAGCUUCAGAAUCUGUGGCCCUCUUCUUUAUGCUCCUGCUGGACUUGACUGCCGUGGCUGGCAAUUCUGCUGUGAUGGCUGUUAUCGCCAAGACGCCUGCCCUCCGAAAAUUUGUCUUUGUCUUCCACCUCUGCCUGGUGGACCUGCUGGCUGCCCUGACCCUCAUGCCUCUGGCCAUGCUCUCCAGCUCUGCCCUCUUUGACCAUGCCCUCUUUGGAGAGGUGGCCUGCCGCCUCUACUUGUUCCUGAGUGUGUGCUUUGUCAGCCUGGCCAUCCUCUCUGUGUCGGCCAUCAAUGUGGAGCGCUACUAUUACGUGGUCCACCCCAUGCGCUACGAGGUGCGCAUGACGCUGGGGCUGGUAGCCUCUGUGCUGGUGGGUGUGUGGGUGAAGGCCCUGGCCAUGGCUUCUGUGCCAGUGUUGGGAAGAGUGUCCUGGGAGGAAGGCGCUCCCAGUGUCCCCCCAGGCUGUUCACUCCAAUGGAGCCACAGUGCCUACUGCCAGCUUUUUGUGGUGGUCUUUGCCAUCCUUUACUUCUUGCUGCCCUUGCUCCUCAUCCUUGUGGUCUACUGCAGCAUGUUCCGAGUGGCUCGUGUUGCUGCCAUGCAGCAUGGGCCGCUGCCCACGUGGAUGGAGACGCCCCGGCAGCGCUCUGAGUCUCUCAGCAGCCGAUCCACUAUGGUCACCAGCUCCGGGGCCCCGCAGACCACGCCACACCGGACGUUUGGGGGAGGGAAGGCAGCAGUGAUCCUCUUGGCUGUGGGGGGACAGUUCCUGCUCUGUUGGUUGCCCUACUUCUCUUUCCAUCUCUACGUUGCCCUGAGUGCUCAGCCCAUUUCAACUGGGCAGGUGGAGAGUGUGGUGACGUGGAUUGGCUACUUUUGCUUCACUUCCAACCCCUUCUUCUAUGGAUGUCUCAACCGGCAGAUCCGGGGGGAGCUCAGCAAGCAGUUUGUCUGUUUCUUCAAGGCUGCUCCAGAGGAGGAGCUGAGGCUGCCUAGUAGGGAGGGCUCCAUUGAGGAGAACUUCCUGCAGUUCCUUCAGGGGACGGGCUGUGCUGCCGAGAACUGGGUUUCCAGGCCUCCACCCAGCCCUAAGCAGGAGCCACCUGCUGUUGACUUUCGAAUCCCAGGCCAGAUAGCUGAGGAGACCUCUGAGUUCCUGGAACAGCAGCUCACCAGUGACAUCAUCAUGUCGGACAGAUACCUCCGUCCUGGUCCCUCACCCCGACUGGAGUCAUGAUGGGCUGUUGGACACUUGAAGGGAGAUGGGUUUGAGGGCCAGUUAUGAUCACAAGGAGCACCUUGUGGGACCACUUUUUCCAGCUGACUGGGUCUGGGUCUGGGGUCUCCGCACAUAGCUUUUGCUUAGCAUUUCCUGGGUCAGGACCAGAGCCAACAGGAUGGACAUGUGGCAAAAGCUUUAGACUUGGCUGAUCUUUGAUUACUGGGGGAGGGAACCUGGGUAUGAUGAGACGGUGCCGAGAGGAAAGGGUCACAAAGGUGAGGUGAAGCUAUUAAUCGGUGAAAUUUCCAUGCCUCAGGAAACAGGGAAAGGAUAGGAACUGGAGGAUUAGGGCAGCAGGCCAGGUUUGGAGUUAUUCUGGGGACCACUGAGGACGUUUUGUUUUUCAGUGUAAAUUGUUCAGGGCAAUAACUGUACCCAAGCACGGUAAGAAAAUGACCUGUGUCUUCUUAUUUCCUUAUUAGGUUUAAAAAGAAUGAAAUUUCAGCCAGGUGUUUCCCUAUGAGUUAGUAGAUCUUUUUCUAGUUUUAUACCCAAAAUGCCCUUAAAUGGAGAGGACCAGCAGGUGUACUCUUCCUAGGUUUGGCCAGAAGCAAGGGGAACUAGUAAUUAGCGUACAUGUACUAGAAGACAGGAAAGGUGACUGAAAUUCUCUGUCACACACAAUCUUCAGGAAAAGCUUCUCUCUUCUGUCUCUUUUCUGCAUGCAGGAAAUCAAGUGUGGAGCUUUAUCUCAGCAGAGACAAGACAGGAUGGCCCUUUCUUCCUGUCUUUUAGGAUGAAUAACUAGAACAAAUGGGGGUUGGAUAGCUGAGGGGGAGGGUUAGCAUUUGCAUUGGUAAGGUGGCUUGAUAAAAGGGACCACAUAAAUCGCCCUGAUCGA
Chinchilla lanigera (long-tailed chinchilla) is the source of this 4428-nucleotide messenger RNA. It is a transcript of the gene Gpr61, whose product is annotated as G protein-coupled receptor 61. Gene Ontology annotation, molecular function: G protein-coupled receptor activity. The transcript is spliced from 4 exons. The record is from RefSeq and is a predicted model, not a curated record. Gene Ontology annotation, biological process: G protein-coupled receptor signaling pathway. The coding region runs from base 2187 to 3542 and encodes 451 amino acids. Lineage: Eukaryota; Metazoa; Chordata; Mammalia; Rodentia; Chinchillidae. Gene Ontology annotation, cellular component: endosome; signaling receptor complex; plasma membrane.